UCUUCUUAUAUUUCUUAAACUCUAUGUAAAGUGAAGCUAAAACGAUUUUUUUGGAUGGAAGGAGUAUUAAAGAACAGGAUUUUAUUAUCACUCUCGUCUCUGUGUACCACAACUUAUUCAUGGACUCUUCUACUCAGCAAGUGGAGCUGCAAAUCCCAGAAUCAAGCAGGCAGAUAUCAGAAGAUGAUACAAAUCAGCAGCAACAACUUCCAAAAAGAUCCAAUAAGCACUAUGGAUGGUGGUUUAGAAUAUUUAUAUACAUCACUUUCCUAAUUGUUGGCCAAUCUGCGGCUACACUUUUAGGAAGAUUUUACUAUGAUCAAGGUGGAAAUAGUAAAUGGAUGGCAACAUUUGUUCAAUCAGCUGGUUUCCCAAUCCUGAUUCCACUUUUCUUUCUCUUUAAAUCUCCGAAAAAAAUCGUGUCUUCAUCACCCGAAAAACCUUCAAAAUCUUCCCUUUUUCUCCUCUAUGUGUUUUUUGGCCUAUUGUUAGCAGGUGACAAUUUGAUGUACUCAUAUGGACUAUUAUACCUUCCUGUCUCAAGUUAUUCCCUCAUUUGUGCAUCUCAAUUAGCCUUCAAUUGCCUGUUUUCGUUCCUACUAAACGCGCAAAAAUUCACAGCUUUAAUUCUCAACUCUGUUGUGAUUGUCACAAUUUCAGCUGCAUUAUUAGCAGUUCAUUCUGAAUCUGACACUAGUACAAAAUUAUCCGUUGGGAAAUAUAUAAUCGGAUUUGUCUGCACGGUGGCUGCAUCAGCAACCUACGCGUUAUACCUCUCUUUAUUAGAAGUAACAUUCAAGAGGGUGAUAAAAAGUGAGACAUUUGAUACAAUUUUGAAGAUGCAAAUUUUUCCGUCAUUCGUAGCAACUUGUGUUUGUGUUGUGGGGCUAUACGCGAGCGGUGAAUUAAGAAAUCUGACAGCAGAGAUGAACGAUUUUCGCAAGGGGGAAAUUUCGUAUUUGAUGACAUUAGUUUGGACUGCUGUACUAUGGCAGAUUUGUUCUGUUGGUUUGUUGGGGUUGAUAUUUGAGGUGUCUUCAUUGUUCUCCAAUGUGAUUAGUACUUUGGGUUUGCCUGCUGUGCCAGUUUUUGCUGUGAUUUUCUUCCAUGAUAAAAUGGAUGGCGAAAAGGUUAUAGCAUUGUUGCUUGCUCUUUGGGGAUUUCUAUCUUAUGUAUAUCAGAAUUAUCUUGAUGACUCCAAAGCCAAAUGUUCAAAAUCUGAGGACAGUGAAGCCAAUAUUACUCAUUGAGAAUUCUUCUCAGUAUGGGAAGAUGAAAGGAUUUGAAUUUUACUAUAAUGUCGAUAGAAUUAGGAAGUAUACUGUUAAAUGUCAUGCAAAAAAUAAUUGCAUGCCUCUACUUCUCUGCCCUUUUAUUAGUACCAUAAUCAUUAUUAAGAAAAAUGUUGUACCACGAUUGCUGAACUAGUUUUGAAUUUUUAAAUUGUGUUAGUUUUA
Lycium barbarum (goji berry) is the source of this 1457-nucleotide messenger RNA. RefSeq names its product probable purine permease 11. Lineage: Eukaryota; Viridiplantae; Streptophyta; Magnoliopsida; Solanales; Solanaceae. The transcript has 2 exons. The record is from RefSeq and is a predicted model, not a curated record. Gene Ontology annotation, molecular function: purine nucleoside transmembrane transporter activity. Gene Ontology annotation, cellular component: membrane. The coding region runs from base 120 to 1250 and encodes 376 amino acids.